Penicillium coprophilum is the source of this 711-nucleotide messenger RNA. RefSeq names its product putative mitochondrial export translocase Oxa2. NCBI's taxonomy places the organism in Eukaryota, Fungi, Ascomycota, Eurotiomycetes, Eurotiales, Aspergillaceae. The coding region runs from base 1 to 711 and encodes 236 amino acids. Gene Ontology annotation, molecular function: membrane insertase activity. Gene Ontology annotation, cellular component: mitochondrial inner membrane. The transcript has a single exon. The record is from RefSeq and is a predicted model, not a curated record. Gene Ontology annotation, biological process: protein insertion into mitochondrial inner membrane from matrix; mitochondrial respiratory chain complex IV assembly.
AUGGCUGAUUACAGAAGUCUGACCACCAAGAAUAUAACGAUUCCUGAAGUAAAGAAAAAAGCUUUGCUUGAUCUAAGAAAACGAACAGCUGAGCUUCAUAAGCGUUGGGGAGUCUCUGGCAAGCACAAAGCAAUUGGUUUACUGCAGAUUCCUGUUUUUAUUGCGCUCAUGGAGAGUUUGCGCGGGAUGAGUGGCAACAAUAGCGGGAUCAUUGCCUGGCUGUCGUCGUUCAUCGAGUCGCAAGAUCCUGCCUCUGCAGCUCAAUCUCUGCAUUUAACCAUGGAGCCCACCCUUGCAAAUGAGGGCGCCCUUUGGUUUCCGGACUUGCUGGCCGGUGACCCGACAGGCGUGCUGCCGCUUUGUCUAACUGCGUCGAUCUUGGGGAAUGUUCUGACCGGAUGGAAAGUCAAGCCCUGGAAGGAUAUCCAGCACCUUCCGAAGACCGAGAUGUAUAAGCAGGUCACUUUCACAGGCUUGCGGACCUUUAUUGUGGUUUUGACAUGUUACAUUGGCUUCGCCAGCUGGACUCAAGGGAUGCCAACUGCGCUUAUGCUCUACUGGAUCACUAGUACCAAUGUUGCUACGCUGCAGACUUGGGUGCUGGACAACAAGGUGUUUUCACCAGUGACAUACCAGCACUUCAUUGAAAAAUCUAUCGCUUUUGAGAAACCGGGUGACAAGGACCCUUUCCAGUUGAAAAACUUGCGUUGA